Messenger RNA from Paramecium tetraurelia, 1257 nucleotides. RefSeq lists its product as uncharacterized. Gene Ontology annotation, biological process: MAPK cascade; protein phosphorylation. NCBI's taxonomy places the organism in Eukaryota, Ciliophora, Oligohymenophorea, Peniculida, Parameciidae. Gene Ontology annotation, molecular function: MAP kinase kinase activity; ATP binding. The transcript has 4 exons. The record is from RefSeq and is a predicted model, not a curated record.
AUGGAAAAUUUAUUUUGCUAAGUUCAUCCUGAUAUUCCAUUUUUCGAUCUGAAAAAAUACCAUUAGACUAAAUUAAUAGCAUCUUCGAAUAAUAGAGUGUACCUUUAUAAAUUUUUGAAUCAAGCUGUUGCUGUUAAAGAGGUUAUAUUACAAUAAUUAGAAAAUGAACAAAUAGAAAAACUAAAAAAACAAUAUCAAAUAUAGAAAGGAUAUAGCGAAACCAUCAUAUAAAUCUACGGAAUGGCUAUGCAACAAUAAUAAAGAUUUUCAGGGAAAUUUUAAACAAUUGUAUUCAUUUGCAUGGAAUAUAUGCAAUAUUGCUUAUAAGAUCAUAUUGAAUUGAUUAGAAUGGAAUAGUUACCAAUCAAUAAAAAUUCUCUUGCAAGUUUAUUAAAAUCUACAGUUUAAACUCAUGCUUAUUUAUAAUCUAUUCAUUUGUGUCACGGAGAUAUAAAGCCAUAAAAUAUCCUGAUCAAUGAUAGAAUUAAUCCAACCCAAUUUAAAACUUGUGAUUUUGAUAAUAUGAUUUAGCUUGUUCAUUCUAAAUUAUAGCCUUGCAUAUUUUCGACGAAAUAAUACCAUGCACCAGAAAUCUAAUAAGCCAUAAAAGAGGGUUUGGAGUCAUUUAAUUAUAAUCCAUACAAAGCAUAAGUUUAUAGCUUGGGUUUAUGUUUGAUUUAAAUGCAUCCUUAAAUAGAUUUUCUUAAAAUUAAUCAUAUCACUUUUAUGCUAAUUGAAUAAGUUUAUGGUUCUUAAAUUUAGAUUUUGAUUUCAAAAAUGCUAGAUCCAAUAAAUUAUAACAGACCUGACUUUUUUGAAGCUUUGUCAUAUUUGAACAAGAAUUCUAUAGCGAACAUAUCAACAGAAUAAUUAGAAUAUUAAGGAAAUGAAAUAUUAAAAAGUUAGAAUUCAUAUUUUCGAAACACUCCAGAUAUGUUUGAUACUUUAAGAAGAGAAUCAAAAUAUCCGAACUAAUUAUAUGAUAGUGUUGAUACAACGUCUGAUUUUCUAAUAUUGGGUUAAGUGAAUUUGUCAAAUGAGGAAGAAACUACUUUUUCUGAUGAUCAUAUAACAUCCAAAGUUGGAACAAGAAGUACUUAGAAAUACUUUUGCAAUUCCAAAUAUAUAACCAAAACCAAUAUUAUGAUUUUUUGUUCAAUUUUACUUUUACUAGUAUUGUUUAUCCUUUUAUUAAUGUAUCUAAUGUGAUAUAUUUUAGUUUAUGUUUAUUAAAAAAUUAUCAAAUUUUCACAGAAA